Lytechinus variegatus (green sea urchin) is the source of this 5566-nucleotide messenger RNA. Its product is annotated as nidogen-1-like. Gene Ontology annotation, molecular function: calcium ion binding. Gene Ontology annotation, biological process: cell-matrix adhesion. NCBI's taxonomy places the organism in Eukaryota, Metazoa, Echinodermata, Echinoidea, Temnopleuroida, Toxopneustidae. Bases 24 to 3674 code for a protein of 1216 amino acids. The record is from RefSeq and is a predicted model, not a curated record. The transcript is spliced from 24 exons.
GUAGUGCAUAGCUCCAUGCAUGCAUGCACCACCAAAAUACCAGUCCAGAGUAUAGUAGCAGACGACGAUCAACUACCAUUUGCGAGGAAAUCUUUGCCGAAACGGAGGGCAUCAUGAAACUUCUCCUGGGAUUCUUAGCAGCUCUCGUUGCUGUCGUGCAAUGUUUGCCUCGGGAACAAUUCUUUCCUUUUGGAGAUGGAACCGCCAACAAGAAGCUGAGUAGGAGAAGCAAGAAGACUCUUUCCAUUACGUUCAGAGAUCAUUUUACAUUUUUAGGAGAGGAGCAAUCUGUACUUCAUAUCUUACGUGAUGGAUAUGUUAGCUUUUUUGAAGGCAGUGAGGUUGCACCUUUCCAUACAAAGCUCAAGUUAAUAAGAGGUAAAAGCUCUGUCUGGUAUAGGAACACAGUAUCACCCAAAGAAGAAGAGGAGAUAAAACGUCUUAUCAAGGGAAACUUUAGAAGUCGAGGAUCUUUUGAUGUCAACAACUUCAGUCCUUCCUCAUUUGUCAUUGUCACAUGGGAGAAUAUGGCAAUCAGAAACAGAGACAGCAAUCAUGAAGUAAUUGGGACCGUAACAUUCCAGCUCAUCUUGGUAGCAGAUUCGAUCCAUUCUUUUGCCUUCUUCCUGUACGAUGAUGACAAUGAAUACCCUCGUCCUGAUCUUAUCAGUAGCCCAAUAGAUGCAGGGUUUACCUCUGGCAAGGCCCAUAAUCAGUGGGAGUUUGAGAUGGUCUAUACAACAGAAGAAAACAAGGCUGCUACUCUCUUUGAAGCCAUGAGGGAUUCCAAUGUUGGAUUGAAUGGUGUCUGGGCAUAUAAGAUUGAUGGACGUAUGGAUGGUAACAUCAUCCCUGCUGUGGCCUAUGUCCCUUUGGAAGAACUUCCUCAGAAUGAUCAGCCUCCUCCAGAAACAGUCGAUGUCCAACUAGACAAUGCACUUGAUGUUGUUUUGAACUUUGAGAACCAGUGUAGAGAAGGAAGCUGUAGUCAAAAUGGCCGAUGUGUUCCUUACCCCACUGGAUACUGCUGUGCAUGUAAUGAAGGCUUCAUUGGUAAUGGUAUCCAUUGUUUAUCUAAUGAUAACAAUGGACGUAUGAACGGGAACGUUAACGGAACCGUCAAUGGAGUAACCAUACCUGAUGAUGUCUACAUACAUACCUUCAUCAUGGGAGGAGGUGGACGUACCUUUACAGCAAUCAGUCCUGUACCAUCAUCACUGUCUUAUACCCUACAGCUUCUAUUACCUAUUGGUGAGCUUAUGGGAUGGAUGUUUGCUGAACCAGCUACAAAGGGAAUCAAUGGAUUCAUGCAGACAGGCGGAGUCCUUCUCUACUCUGCCAACAUACGAUUUGAUGGUGGUGAAGAGGUUAGCAUCACACAGAGGUAUACUGGUGUAGAUGACAGUGAGGCGGAAGGGGUCAUAUCUGGUUAUGUUAAUAUCAAUGGUGAUGUACCCUACCUUCCACCUGGUACAUCUGUCAAUGUAAUCCCUCACUCAGAGGUUUAUACCAAGUAUCGACCAGGAUAUGUUCAUUCUUCUGAGGAGCGUGAGCUUCUUGUCAAUGCUAAUACUGCUGAUGAGCGGACCAUUAGUUUUACCAUCGAACAGACCAUCACCUACGAGGAAUGUGAAGCUGAUGAUAUCGACACUGAUGCCUCACUUACUGCUAUGAGAAUGAAUACCACCUAUGCUUAUUCCAUAUUUGAGCCCCAGGGAGAAAUCCUCCGCUAUGCCAUGGUCACCAGUGUAGGACCUGAUAUUGGUGUACCUACCGAUGCUUGUGAGAAUAAUAAUUGUGGUGAAAAUGCAGAAUGUUUUGUUCAAGGUGAUUCCUUCACCUGCCAGUGUAGAUCAGGAUUCACUGGUAAUGGAUACACAUGCGUAGAAGAGGAUCCUUGUGCGAACAAUCAAUGUGAUCGUAAUGCUGACUGCUCUCCUGCAGCGGGUGGAUAUUCUUGCUUCUGUAGAUCUGGUUAUGAAGGAAAUGGAUAUAACUGUCAGCCAGAAGGUUCAACCGGUAAUCCAUGUGAUAAUAAUGAUUGUGAUAGUAAUGCUGAUUGCUACCCUGCUGGUGACACCUUCACAUGUCAGUGUGCACCAGGAUUUAAUGGAGAUGGACGUGUCUGUGUUCCAGAUGAAGGAAGUGAUCCUUGUGAUACCAAUGACUGUUCUCUUUAUGCCUACUGCUACCCUGAUGGUGAGGGUUUCUAUUGUCAGUGUGCUCCAGGAUUCAUAGGAGAUGGCAGGAACUGUGAAAGAGAACAAAGCGGUAAUCCAUGUGACAAUAACAACUGUAGCCCUUAUGCUUAUUGCCGCCCUCGAGGAGAUACAGCCUUCUACUGUGAAUGUGCUCCAGGUUAUACGGGAGAUGGAUAUAACUGCCAAGAAGAGAAUCCUUGUGUGAACAAUCGAUGUCAUCCCAAUGCUGACUGCUUUCCUGCACCGGGAGGAUAUUCAUGCUCUUGUCAAUCUGGUUAUGAGGGAGAUGGAUAUAUCUGUGAGCUAGCAGACCAGCUGGUGAAUGUAUGUGAAGAUUGUAGCACUGAUGCUAGUUGUUAUCCUGAGGGACGGGGCUAUAGAUGUAUCUGUAAUGGAGGAUACAAUGGUGAUGGCAUCACUUGUACUGAUGUCAAUGAGUGUUUGGAAGGAGCUGAGAUUGCCUGUGAUGAAAAUGCUCAGUGUCAGAACACACGAGGUUCCUACAGGUGUCGCUGUAAUCCUGGCUAUCAAGGAGAUGGAUACACAUGUCAAGCUCUUCCUGAAGUGGAAGGGUCACUAGUUUUUGGAUAUGGUAUGUCUGUGAUGAACCUUCCUCUUGAUGGUAGUCAAGGAAGCAAGGUGUAUAUGAAGAGCCGUCAAACAGUGGUUGGAAUAGGUUAUGAUUGCAUUGAUGAACAUGUAUAUUGGACUGAUGUCAGUGGUAGGACUAUCAUGAGGGCAUCCAUUGAUGGCAGGGAUGUCAGUGUCAUUAUCAAUUCAAGUCUGAGCAGCCCAGAAGGUGUAGCUAUUGAUCAUCUUAGUCGUAACAUGUACUGGACUGACUCAGGAUUUGAUCGCAUUGAGGUCUCUAAUCUUGAUGGACGCAAUAGGCAUGUGCUAUUUGAUACAGAUCUUGUCAAUCCAAGAUCUAUUGUUGUGGAUCCAGUCGGAGGAUACUUGUAUUGGGCUGACUGGGAUCGUAGCUACCCACGUAUUGAAGUGUCUAGUACAGAUGGAAGCAACCGAGAGGUGUUUUUGGAUACAGAUAUUGUCAUGCCAAAUGGUCUCACUAUUGAUCUGAUCUCAAACAGGCUUUGUUGGGCAGAUGCUGGUGAACAAGCGGUUUCUUGCAUGAAUCGUAAUAAAGAUCCAGAUUCACGUUACCAGGCUUCCACUGCCGAAUAUCCUUUUGCUCUUACUUUAUUGGGUUAUGAUCUGUAUUGGACAGAUUGGCUGAACAACAACAUCCAGUCUGUGAACAUAAAUGGAGGUGUUAGCCAAUCUCAUGCUCUACCCAGAGGUGGUAAUGGAAAGCCUUAUGGUAUUGCUGCUAUUACACAGUGCCCUGCUGGUAACAACCGAUGUAACUAUCAGAAUGGUGGAUGCAGAAACCUAUGUCUUCCAGCUCCUGAUUCCAGGGCUACGUGUGUUUGUCCUAAUGCCCUCGCACCAAAUGACAUCCCUUGCAACUAAAUAUCUCAAUGUAGAUUGUUACAUGGAUGUUCCAGUUAGCUAGCUGUCAUUUGAUAUUCAUUCGCUAUUGAAGUCAAGAGAUUCUCCAACAUUGUGGAAAUACACUUUCAACUUAUGGUGCCUAGAAAUGGUUUCUCUUUAACAAAGAGAAAUGCACUUCUGUUAAUUUGUAUAAUAGCUGUGUAGAUUGUUAGUUGUUGUUGUGUAUCUUGAAUGUAUAUUGGCUAUUUUUUCAUUCAUUUAAUCCUCAUAUAUAUGUCCACUGUGUAUAAUUCAGUCUUCUAUAUGAUUGGUGCCUUCCUUCAGUUAUUGUGUAAACUAGCCUACCUGCACUUGAAAUGCUGCUGGUGAAGCACUGGAGAAGCUUUUCAUUUUCCUGUUUAAAUAUAUUGCAAUGAAGUAAUAUACUGGUUGAUAACAAGUACAGUGUUAAGUGAUGGUGUUUAUUUUGAGAGCAUAAGACUUGGGUUUAGAAAAUGAUAGUACUUUCACUUGCUGCCAUUUAAUCCCUACAGCCUUACUUCAUGUAACACAAUCACCAGUAUUCAACACUGUUAGACCACCCCAGUAAUUGAUCUUAGAAGCUUACCUCAUUUGAAAGACAUUUUCCAAAGCAGUACUUGACAGUUACUAUGCAACUUUUUUUUAAGAUGCGACAAUGAUCUGAUUGUUGAUUUUAUGCAGUAUUUUAUUAAAAAAUUGAUACCCAUUUUUAACCUUAUGGACAUGGAAGUUUUGUUUUAUCUGUGCUACAUAAUGUGAGCUGUGUACUUAUAUUUUUAUCAUUCAUUUUGAUUUUAGUCCUUUUUAUUGUAAUGGUGAUUGAAAUAUUAAAAAACAGUGAGAAUCAACAAAUUAUUAUCUUGUAUAUGAUUAUUUUAUUAAAAGGAAUAAUGUUGGGUAGAUAAUGACAAUAAAUGCUUUGAAAUACGUAUCACCUUUUCACUUUCUUAGAAUUAUUUGUCAAUCAGCCUUUCAAUCAUGAUAUUACCAUAUAAAUAAAACAGUUUUUAAAAUCUGUAUGCAAAGUUGUGUAUCUUUAAAUCAUGUGUAGCAAGUGAAAUUCUUUCGAUAAAAGUCUGAGGACUGUUAUAAUCUUCUUCUAGAAAUUGUCUUUGGUAAAUGGGAUUUGCUAUUCUUAAAUUUCAUGCAACAGACUGAUAAUGACCUAAUUGUAACAGCAUUGAAAUAUCUUUCAAAUCCCGGUCUUUCUUCUGUGUAGUGUAAUUGUAAGUCUUUCACAUUUUUAAUAAGGUCUCUAUUUAUAGCCACAAAUUUAGAUAAUGUUUAUUGAUUUUUAAGUGGGGUUGAUUCAUAUAUGUAUAAUACACUCUGUUUCAAAUAUAAACAAUGCAUUUAUUAUAUUCAUUUAGUUGUUUACUUUGAUGGUAUUCACCCUGUAUUUGCAGUUACUUACUUUACAUUGUUUUUUUUCUCAGUUUUUUAUAAAAAUCACUGGUGUAAAUUCAAGCAACAAACCUAUAGGGGGAUGAACUAUUGUGUCAUACCCCCAUUAAAAGAAUAUGACAUCAUGUAUUUACACCCAUGAUAUCAAUAUUUCACAAUUUGCCAUGUUUCUAAAGAUUUGACUGCUCUUAAAUGGCAUAGUCAAAAACUUUGAUGUAACAUGAAUAGUUGGUUCAGGCUAAAGAACAAUGUAGUAAAACAAUUUUGAACUCUUUCUAUCAGUUAUAUCAAAUAAGGAUUUGUAAUCCUGAAAUCAUUAUUGAUGCUUCACUUGUUCUUUCCAAUAGUUAUUUGUGACCAACACACACAAUGCCAAAAAGUAUUAACACAUUGUGCAGACUACAUUUGUAUCUUAGAUUAUGUGAACAAUUUCAUAAGAACUUUCUCAAUAAAAAUGAACACAUCCAUUUAGGUGCUAUUUGAAA